This is a messenger RNA of Erigeron canadensis, 930 nucleotides long. RefSeq lists its product as uncharacterized. Bases 1 to 930 code for a protein of 309 amino acids. Lineage: Eukaryota; Viridiplantae; Streptophyta; Magnoliopsida; Asterales; Asteraceae. The record is from RefSeq and is a predicted model, not a curated record. The transcript has a single exon.
AUGGUGAGCGCCUGGCAUAAUAUUGCCAAGCUAAACACCCAUCUGGAACCUUUCAAUGUCUCUUUGCAUAAGUUGUUCACAGGUAUCAUUGGUGAUGGCUCGUCUAUAAGAUUCUGGAUUGACACCUGGCUCGACAAUGAACCAUUAUGUUUCUCUUUUCCUGCUCUUUUCAAGAUGGAGACUUCUAAGGGAUGCGUUAUCAAAGAUAGAUGUACAGGUAAUGGCUUGAUAUCUCAAUGGGAAUGGAACUGGUCGAAACCACCAUCCGCACCUGACGAACUCCAACAGCUCCAGGCUCUUCUCACGCGAAUUCAUGGACUCAACCUCACUGAUCAACAAGAUAAAUGGAUCUGGGCCCCUAAUCCGUCACAUCCCUUCACUGUUAAGGCAAUGAGAAACUACUUACAAUCUACCUUCUUUGGACCGAAAAAUUGGGCUUUCCCUUGGAACAAAAUAGCUCCUUUGAAGUCCAAUGUGCUUGCCUGGAAAUUGGAGAUGAACCGACUACCUACCAAAGAUAUGCUUCUCCAAAGGAACAUCCUAUCAAGCUCACCCUCCUGCCCACUGUGCUUUCAUCACGAAGAAACAGCAUCCCAUCUCUUUCUUGAAUGCCCUUUUGCUAAGGAACUAUGGUCUUUCAUCUUGUUAUGGUGCAAACUCCCACUGGUUAUACCUACCAUGUUGAGAGAUUUAUUUCAGCUACACAAGAACCCCUUAAUCGACCCUAAGAAAUCUAAGCUCCUCAACCUCAUUAUCUUUGCCUAUGUUGGGAUAAUAUGGAAGACUCGAAAUGACCGUAUUUUCUCCGGGAAAAAACCUUCAAUGAGAUAUGUAAAAAAAGAGCUCAAGUCCACCACCUUCCUCUGGAUUUCGAACAAAAUGAAACACCCCAAGAUUGAAUGGAGUCAAUGGAGUAGUUUUAAUUUUUAG